Phalaenopsis equestris is the source of this 3101-nucleotide messenger RNA. Its product is annotated as auxin response factor 18-like. Lineage: Eukaryota; Viridiplantae; Streptophyta; Magnoliopsida; Asparagales; Orchidaceae. Gene Ontology annotation, molecular function: DNA binding; protein binding. Bases 274 to 2769 code for a protein of 831 amino acids. Gene Ontology annotation, biological process: regulation of DNA-templated transcription; response to hormone. Gene Ontology annotation, cellular component: nucleus. The record is from RefSeq and is a predicted model, not a curated record. The transcript is spliced from 14 exons.
UCUCUCUUUUCCCCCUUCCUCUUCAGCUACUUCCUUAGUUCCUAAAUUAGCGCGCGGUAGAUUGAGUGAUUCCGAGCAAUAUAGUGGAGCCGAAGCUCAAAUCCGGCGACAUUGUGUUGUCAAAAUCCCACCUUUCUCGAUUUCUACUGCAUCCCCGCGGUUUCUCUCCUAUCCGAUCCGAUCUCCUGCUGUUUUACGGCGCCUGAUUUCGAGAGACCCACAAACCUUCGUCCCACACCCAGUGGAUGUGAGAUAUCAAGCUUCACCAUCAACAUGGCGUCGACGGACGCCUCUGUGAAGCUCGCCGGCAGCGUAAAUGGCCGAAAGGACAGCAUUUCGUCUUCCUCCGCCCUGAAAGGUUUGCGAUUCUGCUCGAUCUAUGGAUCUGGGGAAUCCCACCGUAAAAUUGAACUAACAGAUGUCGUUUUGGUUUCAGAGAUGGAAGACGAGCUGUACAACGAGCUCUGGUACGCCUGCGCAGGUCCGCUGGUUACUGUCCCGCGCGUGGGGGAGCUGGUGUUCUAUUUUCCCCAGGGACACAUCGAACAGAUGGAGGCUUCAACGAAUCAGAUGGUUGACCGGAAGAUGCCGGUCUAUGAUCUCCCUCCCAAGAUCCUUUGCCGUGUGGUGAAUAUCGAUUUGAAGGCUGAGCCCGACACAGAUGAGGUUUUUGCACAGAUAACUCUCUUUCCUGAGCCAAAUCAAGAUGAGAAAGUUGCAGAGAAGGAGCCAUUGCCGCCUCCGCGAAGGCCUCAAGUUCAUUCGUUUUGCAAGACUCUCACUGCUUCUGAUACGAGCACUCAUGGUGGUUUCUCUGUGUUAAGACGCCACGCUGAUGAGUGUCUUCCUCCUUUGGAUAUGAGUGGGCAGCCUCCAAGCCAGGAACUUGUGGCCUUUGAUUUACAUGGGAUUGAGUGGCGUUUUCGCCAUAUUUUUCGGGGACAACCAAAAAGACAUCUACUACAGAGUGGCUGGAGUGUAUUUGUUAGUUCUAAAAGGCUUGUUGCUGGUGAUGCUUUUAUUUUUCUGAGAGGUGAGAACGGAGAACUUCGUGUAAGGCGAGCGAUGAGGCAACAGACAAAUGCUUCAUCCUCGGUUAUCUCUAGCCAUAGCAUGCACCUUGGGGUCCUUGCAACCGCAUGGCAUGCUGUUACUACUGGAACAAUGUUUACUGUUUACUACAAACCAAGGACAAGCCCUUGUAAUUUCAUCAUUCCAUUUGAUCAAUAUGUGGAUUCUCUGAAGAAAGAAUAUUCAAUUGGAAUGAGGUUCAGGAUGAAGUUUGAAGGUGAGGAGGCCCCAGAGCAAAGAUUCACUGGUACAAUAGUUGGUAUAGGAGGCGUGGAUUCCAGCAAUUGGAGUGGAUCAAAAUGGAGGUGUCUAAAGGUGCGGUGGGACGAAAAUUCUUCUGUUCCUCGUCCCGAGAGAGUUUCCCCUUGGCAAAUAGAACCAGGUGUGAGUUCUCUUCCUCUUAAACCAUUGCCAGCAUCAAAACUCAAGAGACCUCGAGUUAAUGUGGCGCCGUCUUCUACUGAUUCUUCUGUUCUUACAAGAGAGGGAACAUCUAAAUCCAACACAGAGCCUUCGCAAACACAUGGGACUGUGAAACCAACAGAAAAAGAUGAUGUUUUGAAUCUUACGAAUAAUGCCUCUUAUAGAAAUGAGUCAGAUUCGAGUUCAAAAAUCAAUUUUUGGCCUACAUAUCAUGAAAAUUCUCACGAAAAUGAGGGAAAUCAAGGUUUUGUUCCGAUGUUUAGGCACGAAACUUCAUACGCCGACAUGCUAACGGGUUUUCGAGCCUCCGGUGAUUUGAACUGUUAUGGGAUUCCGUACUUUGGUGGUUCUUUUGACAAUCCAAAGUCUCUGAAGAACUAUUUUUCCAAUCAAGAAGGCGAACUUAACCAUUUUUCUUCGAUGCCUACUCAUCCUUACUUGAAUUCUGAAGAAAAGUUGCCAACAAAAAAUCAAGCAUUUUGUGGGGUUGGAGGAUACGAACUAAAGCAAGAUCACGCAUCUGAGCAGCGCUCACCAGACUGGUUUACGCGAUCAUUACCGAUUUCCAGAGCAGAAGACUUGGCGUUGACAAAUGUUACGAACUUACAGUAUUUCAAAGCUGGCCAUAACGAAUCAACUAUGUCUAAAGAAAGCGGAAAUUACAAACUUUUUGGUUUUAAUCUCAAUGACAGCCCUUCUCAAGUUAACACGUGUGAAGAGGCGGAGUUGUCUAGCGAAGGAGCUGCUAGAUUACCACAACCAAAUGUUCUCGGUGCCACCACUGUCACUGCCGGCGGUGCUGCCGUCGCCACCUCUGCCACUCAGUUUUUUGAGCAGUCUAAAGUUAGAAAAUCUAUUGAUACCAUUUCAUCGCUUAGUGACCAUGAGAAAUCUAUUCAAUCAUGUCCCCAAACUGCUAAGGUUGUGCAAAAGAAGCCUGCAACUAGAUCAAUAAGAAGCUGUACCAAGGUUCUUAAACAAGGAAUAGCGCUUGGGAGAUCUGUAGAUCUUACAAGAUUUAUGGACUAUAAUGAGCUCUUUGCAGAGUUAGAUAAAAUGUUUGAGUUUGGAGGCGACUUACUGGCUUCCACUAAUAACUGGUUGGUUGUGUAUACCGACGAUGAGGGAGAUAUAAUGCUUGUUGGAGAUGAUCCAUGGCAUGAAUUCUGUGACAUUGUUCGCAAGAUUUAUAUAUACACUAAAGAAGAGGUCCAGAAAAUGAAUCCUGGAACCUUAAACCCUCGAGCUGAAGACAUUUCUGCUUCGAGUUCCUGAUCUAAGAAUCAGAAGAAACCAGUACCCUUGAUCUGCAGUGACCUUGUAGGAGAUGAGAGAAGUUUAAAGGGCCAUUAUUGAACCUGAUAUGGCUUCUUAUUCAGCUCAAGCUUAUUGGUGAAGCCUCACUGAUCUCUGGAACAACAGCUCUCGCCUUUUGUAGAUCUCCUGUGGUUUAAAGUUUACUUUUUUUUUCUAAAUUAUAUGUAUUAAUGGUUUGUUUUUUGGUUUUUUCUUCACACAAAGCCACCUUAUUGAUCUCUUAAUUAGUGAGGACUGUAAAUGCUUGUGAUUGCUUAACAAAGUUAUGGACUUCCUUGUAUUUAUACUGG